Messenger RNA from Rotaria sordida, 387 nucleotides. NCBI's taxonomy places the organism in Eukaryota, Metazoa, Rotifera, Eurotatoria, Philodinida, Philodinidae. The record is from the annotation of a GenBank genome assembly.
AUGAGUUCAUUAGUACAAUAUUUAUACAAUUCAACAGAUCUGAUGUCCAAUGCAUAUAAACUAUGGUUAAUAAAUCUAAUAUCAUCAUUAGUCGAUUUACUUUUUCGAUCACCAUCUGAAUUAAUGAUUGAUAAAAAAUUUUUAUUAAUGUCAAUUGAAAGAAAUCGUGUUAAUGAUUUAUUAUCAAUAAACCCAUCAUUAUUUGAUUAUUAUUUAAAUGAAAAUUUAUCUCAUGAAGAAAAAUGCAAAGUCCUAAAACAAAUUGAACAUAAUGAAGAAUUUCUUUUAAAAAUUGCUCAGUUAUUUAUACAUAACGAAGAUUAUUCAUCAUUUAUAUCAUUUGGUCUAAUUAUUGAUACUUUACAGAAAUAUUUUUUAAAUAAAUAA